ACUGUAUUUGAGUACUCUCGAGUUUACCAUUGAACUGCAAAAACGUUUUUCGAAUUUCGUUGUUGCUUUGACUGUAUUUUAUUUUACAGCAAGAAAAUAUCCAUGGAGUUUACAGAAGGAAGUAGAGGCAUCUACAGACCCAUCAGGGUGUUGUUUGACACGCCCAUUUAUGAGCGGGCUCUGGAGAUCUGCUGGCACACUGGCUCCUAUAGGUCUCAGAUUGCACUGGAGACUGAACUUUUGAGACUUCAGCAGAAUAACCAACUCCCAUCUGAGGUGACUGCUGAAGACAUGAGUGAGCUGCUGGUGGAGGAGAGCAAAAACACUCUGAGAGUGCAGCUCUGGGAUUUGGAACUGGAGAACUUUGAUCCUGAAGCCAGGCUUCUUCUCAAGAUGGUGUUCCAGGUGAACAACAGCCUGAAGAUGAGAGACGUUGAGUUUGAAGCCAGAAAGCUGCUCAGCACACCAAAGGCGGCCCCUCCUCAGCUUCGACAUCCUAAGAUCAUCAGCCAGGCCCAGAAGUACGCCAGGAUCCUGACAGAGCAACAGCAGGAGGCCCCCAGCUCCAAAGUAGUCCACACAUGGGAGGUUGUGAUGGAGGUGGUUCCUAAAGUCCUGCAGGGCUUCUGGUUGUCUCCUCCAAACACCUCCUUCAACAUGCCCUCCCAAAAGCUCAGUAAAAUGGCUGUUGGAGUUACCAAAGCAGUUGAGGACCGGGUCUCGGCUGUUCUGAUCUCCAAGCCCUUUCAAAUCUGCUUCUCCCGUUCCUUUAGAGACCAAGUGGUCCGGUCUAUCCUGAAAAAGGUUAGACAGCGCUACUCUCAAGACGUCCUGGUAAAGAAACUCAACUGCUUUGCAGCAGAUGUGCUGAACACCAUCGCUGAUGUUGCAGCAGGAGAGAUCUGUGCGCUGUUUCCUCCUCAGACUCACAAAAAGGUUUCUGUAAAUAUCAACACUGAAGAGGAUUACAUCCAGCCAGCAGAUGUAGUGGAUGGUGUGGAAACAGUCUCCGCUGUCAUUACUCCUCCACCAGCUCCUCUGGCCACCAGUGCUAAACCUCCUUCCCACAAAGCCUUCCACAAUAGCUUGAACUGUAGUCUGCUUGCAUACAGACCAGACUCUGCUGUGGUUUAUACCCCACCACCUCCUCUGACUCCCGCUGAUGAGUCUACAUUGCAGGAGGAGAUGACGAUCAUGGGGCAGCCAGUCAAGAUGGAUGCAUCCUUCAACACCACAACAGAGGUCAAAAAGACAGAGAUGAGCGGAUUCAGCUGUUUCUUCAGUUGGCUGCAAAAAAACCUCUGCUGCUGCACCCUGCCUGAAGAUGACCCUUUGUGAAAAUGUUUAGUACUGCAUCGUUGUAAUUUAAUUUGUUGUAAAUUAAU
Morone saxatilis (striped sea-bass) is the source of this 1385-nucleotide messenger RNA. RefSeq lists its product as uncharacterized. NCBI's taxonomy places the organism in Eukaryota, Metazoa, Chordata, Actinopteri, Moronidae. The transcript is spliced from 7 exons. The record is from RefSeq and is a predicted model, not a curated record. The coding region runs from base 103 to 1338 and encodes 411 amino acids.